Messenger RNA from Drosophila virilis, 2080 nucleotides. RefSeq lists its product as uncharacterized. NCBI's taxonomy places the organism in Eukaryota, Metazoa, Arthropoda, Insecta, Diptera, Drosophilidae. The record is from RefSeq and is a predicted model, not a curated record.
UUGUCUGCGGCAGAGCGCAGUUUGUGUUCAAGCUUCGGUUCGUACAAACGCGAUUUUAAUUGCUGCAUAAAUUUGCGAAGCAAGAAUAGAUAGAAAAUCAAUUUGAAUAGUGCAAGCAAAUUUGGGGAAAAUAUCCAUUAAAAAUGCAGUUAGCCCUGCCUGCUGCUUGCUUCCAGCUCUUGCUGCUCAGCUGCCUUUGGCAUGGCCAUCGGCUGGAAUUUGUGCAGAUCCCCGAACAACAAUUGGAGCACAAUGAACUGCUGGCACUGCUCGAGGAUGACUUGGAUUUGUCGCAGGUGAACUGGCGAGCGAUGAUACCGCUGCUGCUGCAACGUCAGCAGGUGCGUCUGUGUGUCGCCGUCUACCGUUACGAGCCGCAGCUGGUGGCGGGCACGUCCUGUGAGGCGCUGCUGAGCAACGGCCUGAUGGCGUACUGCGACAUUGGACAUGUCGAGGAUCUGAGCAUGACAAUGCGCGCUGCGUUCGGCGGCAUGCUUUUCGAUACGCUGCAGCAAUGCCGUCCGGGUCUGGAAAUCUUUGGAGUACGUUGCCGGCGACGUGCCUGAACGAGAUUAAGGCCAAAAACGAAGCGCUUAAGUGAAUUGCUAAUUCAGUUUUCUUGCCACUGCUCAUCAUCAGUCGUGACUGCCGCCGUCCAUCUACAUCUCUAUCUCCAUCUCUGUCUUCGUGUCCCUUGUCAUUUCAAUGUGUCAAUAAAAAUGCGAUGUGGGUGAAGGCCUGUCCCGGGCACAUACACACACACACACACACACAGGCAGGCAGACAGGGCGCUGAGCCGAGAUACGGCCACACCCUGAGUCCUUGCUGAGCAGCAUCAUGACAAAUGACGAUUAUAAUUUGUAAAAUUUGCGCCCUGCUUGUUAUCCCGCAGCUGGUGGGCGGUGGGUGGCGGGUUGUGGGCGGGUACAGCUUUCAGUGGCAGCGCUCUGGCCAUGUUUGGCUCUGGCCUAGUUCUCUUUUGCCUUCAGAUUUAGUUAGUGCAUUGCAAUUGUUGUUGCAAUUAGCAGAGACAGCAAUGUUGUAGGGUAUCACGACGAAGGGGGCGGGGAAACAUAAGCACUAUGGGCAGCUGAAAAACUGAUGGCUUGAUUUUUCCAUUAAACACUGCAAAUGGAAAAUUGCAACUGAAACAGCGCAGACAGCAGAAGGCAAAGGCAUUUGUUGUGCUUGCUUGUUCGGUGUUGUUGCUCUUAUACCCUGCACCCAUUGCGAAUGGGUAUAAUGAUUUUAUGGCAAUGCAUGUAACAGGCAAAUUUAGGCAGCUGCGACUCUAUGAAUUAUGUACGUGCAUUAAGAGCCAAGGCUUUCGACGUUUAUCAGGGAAAGUAACUAAGCUCCCCUAUGUAUAUAUUCUCCUAUAAAUAGUUUUCUAUAUAUAGUCUCCUAUAAAUAUUCUCCUAUAUAGGCAAAUAUAUACAUAAAUACAGCUUCUCUCUCUCUGAAAUCUCUUCACAAGCACCGAAGAUAAUCAAGAAUUCAUUUCCCCCUUACAUAUCCGGGUGUAUAGAGAAGAAGAAGUAGACCGAGCUGCAUAAAAUGCGUACGUGUUUCCUUUGCAUAUGUAUUUGUAUAUGUGUCUGUGUGUGUAUUUGAAAAAGGUAGCCAAAAUGCGUUUAGGGUAUUUUCCGGGAGGACAUUCCCGACUGCAGCAUUCGUACGUAUACGUGUUUGUUGUUGUUGUUGUUCUUGUUGGCAAUUACCGGGCAAUGGGCGAGGCAUUUAGCUUGGAAUAAUGGCCAUCAUGAGUUUUCAUUUUCACUGCUUGUUGUUAUUGUUAUUUUCUGCUUAAUUUGUGUGCUGAUGUGCUAAAACACCUUCUGCAUCAAUCUCUAUAUAAAUCAAAAACGUUGCAGCAUACUUUUUGGCUCAGCUGCAAAAUGUGUGCCCCGCCCCGACCAAAAACCCUAGCCGCUCUAUGCAAAAUGCAGUAGGAAAUUGCUUAAAAUGAUUGCAUGAGCUUGUCAGUCUGAGUGUGUGUGUAUGUGUGUGUGUGUCUGCAUUUGCGUGUGUGUGUGUAAUCAAUAUCAAUAAAUGCUUGUUGAAAUUUGGGUCUCAAUUA